Galeopterus variegatus (Sunda flying lemur) is the source of this 944-nucleotide messenger RNA. RefSeq names its product diazepam-binding inhibitor-like 5. Gene Ontology annotation, biological process: fatty acid metabolic process. Gene Ontology annotation, cellular component: mitochondrion. The transcript has a single exon. Bases 35 to 298 code for a protein of 87 amino acids. NCBI's taxonomy places the organism in Eukaryota, Metazoa, Chordata, Mammalia, Dermoptera, Cynocephalidae. Gene Ontology annotation, molecular function: fatty-acyl-CoA binding. The record is from RefSeq and is a predicted model, not a curated record.
GAGAGUACAGAGGGGUCCGGCCUCAGCUACCCCAAUGUGCCAAGUGGAGUUUGAGCUGGCCUGUGCUGCUAUAAAGCUGCUGAAGGGUCCUGUGAGCGAUGAGGAGAAAUUGCUGGUGUACAGUUUCUACAAACAGGCCACCCAGGGUGACUGCAACAUCCCUGUCCCACCUGCCUCAGAUGUGAAAUCCAAGGCCAAGUGGGACGCAUGGAAUGGGAACAAAGGGAUGUCCAAGAUGGACGCCAUGAAGCUCUAUGUUGCCAAAGUGGAAGAGCUGAAGAAAAAAGAGGCUGGCUGAGGACACACUGGCAGACAGAUGGAAGUAGCAUGGCUCCUCUGAUAGGGAAUGGGCUUCUUAAAAGACUUUGAUGGCUGAAAUGUCCUGUACUAGUAGCAAGGUUAUCUGAGACAUCAAUAAAUCACCUAAACUGCAUGACAGUGAUUGUCUGCUGUUGGAAAAGAAACUCAGUGACUGUAAGAGUCCUGGGGAGGUGUCUAAAAUGUAUAAAAAGCAUCUCUCCCCUAGGUAAAAUUCCAUCAAACUUGCUAUUUGUAUGGUUUUCAGCAGCAUUCCCAGCCUUCUUGUUCCUAGAGUGUAUGUAGAUAUUUGGCAGGAGUAGAGGCGGUGGGGGGAGAGUCAUGCUAUGAAAAUACCCAAGAUUUGAGGUCAUUGAGACCAUUCUCAGUGAGUCACCUGAGGCCCUGGCUCCUUAUCUCUUCAGGGAUUGAUGACUCACUAAUGUUGGAGCGAGCAGGACUGAAGCCAUGUUGGGACCUAAAGCUGCCUGGGCUGCGGAGGGGGGGAGGAUUUUUAAAAGGACAGUUUUUUUCUCUCCACUCUUGCUUCCCAACCCCUGACUUAUCUCCCUCGCUAAGUAGGAAACAAGGCUGAGAAGCUAAUUAAUUAGCUUCUGCAAAGCUAACAGUUCUGUCUUUGAGACUUG